This is a messenger RNA of Serpula lacrymans var. lacrymans S7.9, 526 nucleotides long. RefSeq lists its product as uncharacterized. The record is from RefSeq and is a predicted model, not a curated record. NCBI's taxonomy places the organism in Eukaryota, Fungi, Basidiomycota, Agaricomycetes, Boletales, Serpulaceae. The transcript has 3 exons. Bases 177 to 335 code for a protein of 52 amino acids.
CGUCGACAGCAACAGGCGCUUGCAGACGCGGGAAUACCAGCACCAUGAGUCAAUUUCUUUUCAUAUGGUCCUUACGGAUACACAGUUUCAGACGUUCGUAACUUGAUCACUCACCUUAUUUCUCGUCCUGAGGGCUUUGGAGUCUUCGAUAUGCUUGCUUGAAGAACACUUUUGCAAUGGACACCAGUAACUGCCAAUACAGGCAAGUGCAGAGAAAAACAAGGCUACUUAUAAUUUCCCCUCCCAGGUUGCGCCCUUAUACCCAGGACCACGCGGCAAACGAGGGGUUGUACCUGUCAGUGCUUCCCACAUCCUUUCUCGUACACGCCUGCUAAGUAACUCAUUAAACACUCCUACGUAUUGAGGGUGUUGGCACGGAUUACCUGGCUAUGGCCCUCUUUUUUGCGAGUGGAGCGCUGUACUCGCCUUGCUCGCGGAAAUAUCUUUCCCAGUGGUGUUUUCGUUUUCACAAAACCGGACAGACCAACACAGCAUGAACACUCACAAAUCAGUGUACUCGUACUCA